Drepanopeziza brunnea f. sp. 'multigermtubi' MB_m1 is the source of this 462-nucleotide messenger RNA. The record is from RefSeq and is a predicted model, not a curated record. NCBI's taxonomy places the organism in Eukaryota, Fungi, Ascomycota, Leotiomycetes, Helotiales, Drepanopezizaceae.
AUGUCCGCCUUCAUCACCGACCUCAUACAAUCCAUCUUUACGCCGGGGCCAACCCCAAGCCUAAUUGUUGCGACAAACGUCGCAUUCGCAAGUCUGCAAGUGGUGCUACUGUUCCUACUCUUCGCGACAUUCAGCAUCCACUUCGUCAUCCUCUCCUUCUUGAGCGCAGGGCUUUGGUGGUCAAUAAACUGGUUCGUCAGCGAGUUGAAGGCAGCGCAAGCACUGCAGGAUGAGAAGAACAGCAAGAAGAAGAGUUCCAAAGAUGUUGGGCAGGGUGCAGAGAGUGACACGGAUGCUGAGACGGUCAUCGAUACGGGCAAUACAAUGCCUGGUAGCAAGGAGACGGAGAUCAUGGAGCCGCGUGGGGAGCUCAAGGAUCGUGGGAACGUGACGCGCAGCCGGUCAGAGAUCAGCACGGAAGACGAGUGGGAAAGGGUGUCAGAAAUCGAGAAGGACAAGUGA